Limulus polyphemus (Atlantic horseshoe crab) is the source of this 894-nucleotide messenger RNA. RefSeq lists its product as uncharacterized. The record is from RefSeq and is a predicted model, not a curated record. NCBI's taxonomy places the organism in Eukaryota, Metazoa, Arthropoda, Merostomata, Xiphosura, Limulidae. The transcript has a single exon. Bases 1 to 894 code for a protein of 297 amino acids.
AUGUGUCACGGAGUCGAGGUGCUGUGGGAUCUGUUGAGGAAGGUUUACGAGAAGGAGAAGAUACCAGAUGAGUGGAGAGAUAGCGUGAUCAUACCAAUAUACAAAGAAAAGGGUGACAUCCAAGACUGCGGGAACUAUCGGGGUAUUAAGUUGAUGUCACACACAAUGAAAAUAUGGGAAAGAGUAGUAGAAGGAAGGAUAAGGCAAGAAACAGAUAUUGGUGAACAGCAGUUUGGAUUUAUGCCUGGGAGAGGAACAACGGAUGCCAUCUUUGCUGUCAGGCAGAUGUUAGAAAAGUAUGGUGAAAAACAGAGAAAGCUACAUCUGGUCUUUAUAGAUCUGGAAAAGGCAUAUGACAGAUUACCGAGAGAGGAAGUGUGGAGAUGCCUGAGAGAGAAGGGAGUGUCUGAAAAGUAUGUGAAGUUGGUGAAGGAUAUGUAUGAGGGAGCGAGGACGCAAGUAAGAACCAGUGUCGGGCUGAUGGAGAAGUUCACAGUAACAUUUGGACUUCUAAAAACCAUAUACUCCGUCUUCUCUCUACUGACCUUAAGUCCUCUGUCCUCCAUCGCUCUCCUCCAUCUCUCCAGUUUCUGCUCUACUCCCUCCCUGGUGGUAUCUAUGAGGACUAUGUCAUCUGCAAAUAACAUGUCCCAAGGUGCCGGUUCGAUGAUCCCUUGGCCCAGCACAUCCAUUAUCACGUCGAAGAUGUACGGGCUUAGAGAAGAGCCUUGGUGUGGAGAAGAGGAAAUGGGGGAUGUUACUUUAUUUAACGAUAAACUUAAAAGGGUAAACACCUUUAAGUAUCUUGGGUCCUAUGUGGCAUCAAACGGUACACUUGACUUUGAAAUAAGCCAUAGAAUCCAGUCGGGAUGGAGAAAUUGGAAAAAUGCGUAG